GGAGCUGGGCAGACUCCCCGCUCCGCCUGUCUCUAUCCAGCCGCGCCAUGGCGAAGUGGGGCCGCUUUGCCGAGAAGCUGCGGCGCGGCCUGGGGUUGCAGCCAGGGGCUCCCGGCCCGCUUCUUCUCGGUUGGAGGGCUGUAUCCGGCACGGCAGAAGCCGCUGCGGCCUCUCCGAGUGAGGCACGGCUGAAGGGCUUCGAAGAAUUGCCCGGGCCCGGGAUACUGGAGUCCACCUACUGGCUCCUCGUGAGGGGCUACUUGCUCCACACGCACCGCCUGCAGAUCCUUUCCAGGAAGCAGUAUGGCCCCAUUUGGAAGUCCCGGUUUGGCUCCUAUAUAAAUAUUAAUAUUGGCAGUCCUGAAAUCUUAGAAGAAUUGCUGCGUCAGGAGGGGAAAUACCCCAUACGGAGUGACAUGGCCCUUUGGAAGGAACACAGGGACAAACGGCACCUACCUUAUGGUCCCUUCACGGAAGAUGGAGAGCGGUGGCACCGCCUGCGACAGAUAUUAAACCAAAGAAUGCUCAAACCGUCGGAAGCUGUGUUGUAUGUAGAUGUCAUCAAUGAGGUGGUGUCUGACCUGAUGACACAUCUUGAGAAUGAGAGAAGAAAGAGCACUUCUGGGGUAGUGGUCCAGGAUAUCGCCAAUGUAUUGUACCGAUUUGCUUUGGAAGGCAUUUCAUACAUCCUCUUUGAGACUCGCAUUGGCUGUCUAGAGAAGCAGAUCCCUGCUGAGACACAGCACUUUAUUGAUGCAAUCGGAACCAUGUUAAAGAAUUCUCUUUUUGUCACCAUCUUACCCAAGUGGACACGAGAUAUGCUACCUUAUUGGAACCGAUACCUGGAGGGUUGGGACACUAUUUUUGCCUUUGGCAAAAAACUGAUUAAUCAGAGGAUGGUAGAGUUAGAGAAGUGUCUUGAACGGGGUGAGGAAAUCUCAGGCUAUCUAACCUAUCUACUCUCCAGUGGGCGGCUUAGCCAUGAGGAAGUGUAUGGCAGCAUAGCUGAGCUCCUUCUGGCUGGUGUGGAUACGACAUCCAAUACCCUUUCAUGGGCCUUGUACCAUCUGGCCAGAAACCCUGACAUCCAGGAAGAAUUGUACCAGGAGGUGAUCAGUGUGGUACCCAAGGACCAAAUUCCUGAUGCCAAGGAUCUUACCAGGAUGCCACUGCUUAAGGCAGUGAUCAAAGAGACUCUCAGACUUUAUCCUGUGGUCCCAACCAAUGCCCGAAUCAUUGCAAAGAAUGAUGUGGUUGUUGGGGGAUACAAGUUUCCAAAGGACACCCUCUUCGUGCUGGCUCACUACGCUCUCUCACAUGACGAAGCCAGCUUCCCGGAGCCAGAGCGCUUUCUGCCACAUCGCUGGCUGAGAGAUAAGAGAGACAUACUUCCCCACCCCUUCAGCUCCAUCCCCUUUGGGUAUGGGGUGCGUGCCUGUGUGGGGCGCCGCAUUGCUGAGCUUGAGAUGCAUCUGGCUCUUGCCAGAAUCAUCCGGAUAUUCUUACUCAAGCCAGACCAUCAAAGCAUGGAGGUGAAACCCCUCGCUCGUAUUGUGCUUGUGCCUGACAAACCCAUUAACCUGGAGUUCUUGCACAGAGAGACAGGGCUCUAACGAAGAACCAUCAUCAUCAUCUUAAUAGACUGCAGAGAUUUCAUUCUGUAGCUUUAGGAUUUGAUUGUGACCUGGGGUGCCAGUUGAUGGGUCUCUCUAUACCCACCUCACCCUGAGCCUCUCUGACAAUAGUUGCACCAUUAUGGCCUUCUCUCUUGGAUCCUUGCAAGGCUGCACACCACAUCCCAUUCCUGAUUUAUGCUUGCGGUGUGAAUAGCCUACAAUUUACAAUGUAGCCAGUGUCUCUCAGAACUGGUCAACAGUUUCUCCUUCUCUACUUUCCUGUUUACAGGCUGAGAUUACUAAUCCAUGAUGAUUAGUAAACGUCCCUCUUCCUCUAUAACAGUCUUCCCUACCAGACAUCCCAGAUAACAAACUCCCAUCACUCCAUUUACUACUGGUGGGAGUCCAGCCCAAGAAAGCACAAGAGUGGGAUGAGCUGAUGAUUACAGAUUAUUAAUCUGCUGCUUUUUUGCAUCACUGAU
Molecule: messenger RNA, 2098 nt
Organism: Pogona vitticeps (central bearded dragon)
Lineage: Eukaryota; Metazoa; Chordata; Lepidosauria; Squamata; Agamidae
Gene: CYP27A1
Product: cytochrome P450 family 27 subfamily A member 1
Biological process (GO): cortisol metabolic process; cellular response to peptide hormone stimulus; cholesterol metabolic process
Cellular component (GO): mitochondrial inner membrane
Molecular function (GO): monooxygenase activity; oxidoreductase activity, acting on paired donors, with incorporation or reduction of molecular oxygen; iron ion binding
Source: RefSeq, a predicted model, not a curated record